This is a messenger RNA of Cervus elaphus (red deer), 1273 nucleotides long. Its product is annotated as myb-related transcription factor, partner of profilin-like. The transcript has 3 exons. Lineage: Eukaryota; Metazoa; Chordata; Mammalia; Artiodactyla; Cervidae. The coding region runs from base 1 to 615 and encodes 204 amino acids. The record is from RefSeq and is a predicted model, not a curated record.
AUGUCCGCCCUGCCCCGGGCCGGGCCCGCGCACAGCGCCCGGAGCGCCGGGAGGGCGGGAGCGAGCGCGGGAGCGAGAGGGCAGGGCCGAGGCGCGGAGGCCGGCGCAGAAAGAAGCCCGCACGUCCAGGGCCGCCGCCCGGCGCCCCUGGGGGCGGUCGGCGUCCGCCGCGCUCUUCUAGGGGGUGACGAGCGAGAUCGACGGCCUGUCUGGGUACUCGGGAGACGAGGAGAGACGGUGAGGAAGGAGGUCCCGGCUCCCGCGGGCGCCGAUCGUUGGCUCCGGCGGGAGGGGCGGCUCAGGUGGCUGCGCGGCUGCCGCUGCUUUCGGUUCUGGUGCGCCGCGACGGGCCGCUGCCGCUCUCUGCCGCCGCCGCUGCGCUCUGCGCCCGGGCCCUCGGCACCGCCUCCUCCCGGGCGGCCGCCGCUACCGCCGCCAUCCUCCUGCUCCCACGGCGGCUCACGGGGCGCGCCCCCUCUCCACCGCGGGGCCUGCUCUGAUUGGAGGGACGGAGCUCCUCCGGGCGCCAACCAGAAGACGGCCCCUCCUCCUGCACGUGGCCCUCGGACGCUGGACCUGAAGGUUCUUCUCUUAUUCUCUGAUUGUGAUAUGUGACAAAAAGUGGAUUUUAUAUGAGAACCAGCAAUGACCAGUUCAGUGGUUGGACCGAGAAGAAGCUUCAAAGCACUUCCCAAAGCCAAACUUGCACCCAAGAAAGGUUAUGGCCACAGAUUGGUGGUCUGUUGCCAGUCUGAUCCACUACAGCUUUGUGAAUCCCAGCAAAACCAACACAUCUGGGAAGUAUGCUCAGCAAAUCAAUGAGAUGGACCAAAAGCUACAACACCUGCAGCUGGCAUUGAUCAACAGAACCGGCCCAGUUCUCCUCCAUGACAACACCUGACUGCACAUCACACAACCAACACUUCAAAAGCUGAACGAAUGGGCUAUGAAGUUUUAUAUCAUCCACCAUAUUCACCUGACCUCUCAUCAACUAUCACUUCUUCAAGCGUCUUGACAACUUUUUGCAGGGAAAAUGCUUCCAGAGCCAGCAGAAGGCAGGAAAUGCUUUGCAAGAGUUCAUCAAAUCCCUAAGUAUGGAUUUGAUACUACAGGGAUAAACAAACUUAUUUCUUGUUGGCAAAAAUGUGUUGAUUGUAAUGGUUCUUAUUUUAAUCAAUAAAGAUGGGCUUGAGCCCAGUUAUGGUGAUUUAAAAUUCACGGUCUGAAACCGCAAUUAUAUUUGCAUCAACCUAAUAAAAUUCUUCUCACUCCA